Messenger RNA from Chenopodium quinoa (quinoa), 1767 nucleotides. Its product is annotated as protein PFC0760c-like. Bases 580 to 1602 code for a protein of 340 amino acids. Lineage: Eukaryota; Viridiplantae; Streptophyta; Magnoliopsida; Caryophyllales; Amaranthaceae. The transcript has 5 exons. The record is from RefSeq and is a predicted model, not a curated record.
GCGCAUUUCUUCCCUCUAUUUUUUUCACCAAAUAUUUUGAACAACACGUGGAAGAAUUUGCUUCCCUCUAUUCUCAAUUCUCACAUACAGUACCUUUCAAUUCCCUUUUUUCUCCAUUUUCCCCAUUGUCAAUUUCUCACCAUUUUCACAGUACCAUUUUCCCCAUCUUCUCAGAUCCUAUAGCUUCAAUUCUCCAAAAAUACUUAUAGAUUUUGAGACGAAAAUCACGAAAAAAAUACUCCAAAAUUCUUAGAGGAAAAUAAGCAAAGAAAAAACGAAGGCGGCACUCCGGCGGUGGUGGCUGAAAGCGGCAGUCAGGCGGUGGUGGCUGAUAGCGGCACAGGCGGUCUCAAUUUCAUCUUGCAUGUCCCUUCCUUGAGCUGAUUGAUCGAAAUUCGCUUCAAGAUGAAACGGAGUAGACCCAAAGUUGUUGCUUCCAAAAAUCAUCUUACAGAAUAUGGGCUGCAACGGCUUCAAAAACUAAAAUGCAAUGCAGAAAGAAUGGAAGCCCUAAGAUCGGCAUCUCUUGCUAAUAAGAUACUUUAAGACAAAACAAAAGCCUUAUUUUGUCCAAGUGCAAUGCAGAAUAGUACACCAAAAAAUGAGGAUGAUGACUCUACGUCAGAAUAUGAUGGUGAAAAUGAGGUUGAAACUGAUAACAUUAUGGCUGACAAUCUCACUUCUGGAAAAAGAAAAGCCAAUAAACAGGUUUCAAAGCAAGUAAAUAAAUCAUCACUUCGCCCCAAAACUAUGGCUGAUGUUGUGGAAGUGAAUAGCCGUAAGAAGCAUGCAGUUGAUGAAGUUCAGAACAUUCUCUCACUUAAGGUUUCUAGAGUUCAAGAUCAAUGCAUCCAAAAGAAGGAGCAAGUUAUCUCAGAAAAGAAGGGAUCAAAACGAGCGUUCUGUUCUCCUGGUUUCAUGUCAGCGUACCUCGAGUUCCGGAAAAAGCAAAAAGAAAAUAAUGAAGCGUUUGUAGCAAGUAAUCAGUCGUUGAAUGAUUCUCUUACAAGAAACACUAGGAUUUGUGGCGCUGCAUUUAAUGAGGAUGAUAAUGAUGAUGCGGAUGCACUAAGUGAGAAUGAUGAAGCGGAUGCCCUAAAUGAGAAUGAUGAUGAUGUUGGUGAUGAAUAUGAGGGUGAUCAAGAAUUAGAAGAUGAAGUUUUAUCUAACUAUGGAAGGGAAGGAAUGCAAGAAACAGAACCUGAAAAAGCUCCUAACAGAAAAAGGCAUCGAGGUCCAACAAUUCUACCCAAGGUUCAUGCACGAACAAGAGACGAGUGUGAAGUUAUUGUUUCACGGGAAAUUGUUCAGGAGUUCAAGCAAUUCUUGGGUACUGUGGCAAGGGAUUCUGAACUUGCACCACUAAAUUAUAUUAACUUUCCAAGUCUACCCACACUUGACAAAAUGUGGGAGUAUGUCCAAGCUAUCAAUGGAAGCUGGAAAGCUCAUAAAUGCUUUACUAAGAAGAAAUAUUUCUCUGCAUAUCCCACUGAUGCUUUACGAUUGUUUCAUAAGCCAGACACAAUUUUAGAACCUCAAUUUAGAGAGCUUUUGCAAUACUGGCAUUCUAAAGAGGCUGAUGUAUUAUGUAUAUGGUUUUGAGCUGUUUUUGUGCAAUAUUGACUUAGUUUCAUGACAAAAAAAGUCACUAUUUCAGUUUAUUGUUUUUAUGAUCGCCUUUGUUUUCAGGAGCUGUUUUUAAUAUAAUCAUGUUUGUGCUACUAUUUACUUUCAUAGCCUGAUAUAGAUUAUGUCUUGCUUGGGUUA